UGAGCGCCCAGGAGCAGCCCAGCUGCAGAGGCGCCUUUGAUCUCUACUUUGUCCUGGACAAGUCUUGGAGUGUGGCCAAUAACUGGCUUGAAAUUUACGAUUUUGUCAAGCAACUUACAGAACGAUUUGUGAGCCCUCGCAUGAGAGUAUCUUUCAUUGUGUUUUCUUCUCAAGCAACCACUAUUUUGCCAUUAACUGGAGACAGAGUCAAAAUCAAUCAAGGCUUGAAGGACUUAAAAGAUGUUGUUCCAGUAGGAGAGACAUUCAUCCAUGAAGGACUAAAGAAAGCAAAUGAACAAAUUGAGAAAGCAGGAGGCUUAAAAACCUCCAGUAUCAUAAUUGCUCUGACAGAUGGAAAGUUGGAAGGUCUGGUGCCAUCAUAUGCAGAGAAAGAGGCAAAAUUAGCCAGGUCAUUUGGGGCUAGAGUUUAUUGUGUUGGUGUCCUUGACUUUGAACAAGGUCAGCUCGAAAGAAUUGCUGAUUCCAAGGAACAAGUUUUUCCUGUCAAAGGUGGAUUUCAAGCUCUUAAAGGAAUAAUUAAUUCUAUACUAGCUCGGUCAUGCACUGAAAUCCUGGAAUUGUAUCCCUCAAGUGUAUGUGUGGGGGAGGAAUUUCAAAUCGUUUUGAAUGGAAGAGGACUCAACUUGGGCAGUCGCGAUGGCAGUGUUCUCUGUACCUACACAGUGAAUGACACCUACACCAAGAGUGUAAAGCCAGUAAGUGUGGAGGGGAAUUCUGUGCUUUGUCCUGCACCUAGUCUGAAUAAAGUUGGAGAAACUCUUGAUGUUUCAGUGAGCUUUAACGGAGGAAAAUCUGUUAUCUCGAGCUCAUUAGUAGUCACAGCCACAGAAUGUUCUAAUGGGAUUGCAGCCAUCAUUGCCAUUCUGGUGUUACUGCUGCUCUUGGGCAUCGGUUUGAUGUGGUGGUUUUGGCCUCUUUGCUGCAAAGUGGUGAGUAAGGAUUUUUAUGCUGGAUUUCCUUUCUUCAUUACUUUGCAAUUUCCUCUAUUAUUGGCCAGAGGGCUCACAAGUGUCAAAGAGGAAGAGGACCCUCUGCCAAACAAGAAAUGGCCAACUGUGGAUGCUUCCUAUUAUGGCGGUCGAGGGGUUGGAGGAAUUAAAAGAAUGGAGGUUCGCUGGGGUGAUAAAGGAUCUACUGAGGAAGGUGCAAGGCUAGAGAAAGCCAAAAAUGCUGUGGUGACAAUCCCUGAAGAAACAGAGGAACCCAUCCGACCGAGGCCACCUCGACCCAGACCCUCGUACCAGCCUCCUCAGACAAAGUGGUACACACCAAUUAAGGGUCGGCUGGAUGCGCUCUGGGCUUUGCUGCGGCGGCAGUAUGACCGGGUUUCCCUGAUGCGACCUCAGGAAGGAGAUGAGGGCCGGUGCAUAAACUUCUCCCGAGUUUCGUCUCAGUAAAAAGAAAGACCAAGAAGGUAUGAAGAUGGUACAUCUUCACACUGCUGAUUUCCAACCCAAUGAAAAACCAUAAGUGCAUCUUAGAAGUUUUUGGAAGAGCAGCUUUAUUCCUCUCAGUCGGGAAAUGUUUUCUCUGCCUUCUGCUUUGCUUGCACCAGACCUUUUCAAACACUUGUUCUGCCAUCUACCUGGGAGUCGAUGAAACCCAGUAGUAACUCAUGAUUCAUGGCACUGAAGAUAAAGAGGACCAUUAACCUACAUGCCAUGACUUAUACAAAAAAGUUUGCUGAAUGUGUAGAAAAGGAAAACAAUAAAAAACAACAGCAUGAAGAUGAUAUCAAAACGGAGACCACAAAACAACUGGCCGUGAUGGAUCUUUAAUGAAGAGAGGAGUGUUGAACAUGGUAACAUGGCUCCCGUGUUUCCACAUGGCAAGAUUGUGUAUCCAUAGGCAGAGUAUGAGAUUUCCUGCCAGACUCAGCAAAUAAAGGAGUCUAUUGCCUUAUAGCUCUGUCAGAUCACAAAAUCCUUCCACGUUCCCUACCACAAUGUGCCUAUGGGAAGCUUCUGCCUGGAAAAUCUUGUCAUUCUAUCACUGAAAAGUGCACACGCAUGACAAAAUGUAGACAGUAUGCCCCCAGGUAUUGGUAGCAAGCAAGAUUGUGCCCUUUAGUUUUUCAAGACACCUUUCUUUCAUUAUGCACUUGGGAAAGAAGACAAUUAAUAGAGCAUUAUUACACAGGAAGGCGGCCUCUACCCAGAGGUCUUGAGCGGAGUGUGAGGGACUCAUGAUUUGAGAACUUGUCCCCGUGAUUGGUCGACUUACCCCUCUUUCUCUGUUUAGGGUUUAGUAGUGCGUAAAGCAUCAAUAUCUGUAAACAUACCAAACAGUUUUGUUUGCUUUUAAUUUAAUGGAAGCAGUAACCACAAAGCUUCCGCUCAGGGUUUUUUCUUUCUCCAAGUCUCCAAGGGCUCCUCAGCGUCACAAGCCAGCAACUCUCUUUGCAUGAAAAUUUCAAAGUUUAAUUAAUAUAAUUAAAGGCAACAGCAAGCAGCAGCCUGUGAAGAUUUUGCUCAUCUUUUUUAUGCCUUUUGACAUUGAAUGACCUAUUACUGUAUGCGCAUUACUUGGAUUUUGAGGGGCACUUUAUCUUGGAUGAUAUUCAGUAGAGAAGAAAAGACCUCCACUCAUCAAUUUGAAAAUUAAAUGUUCAGGAGGAUCAGCCACCACAAAACAUCGAAAAUGUGUAUAUUCGAAUUUUGUAGAAAAACCACCAUCGUGUCAUGUCGACGAUGCCAAAUUAUGUUAGCGUGAGCGGAAACACGGUGGGGGAGGAAGAAGGCAGCAGCUGAAGAGAAAAGCUCAAAUGAUCUAGUCACUUUCGAUACUGAAUUUCAGAUGCGAAAUGGAUAUUCGACGCGAAACCUGACAAAGUGCGCCAGCUUUGAUGUGAACUGGUAUAGACAAUGACCAGUGGCUGGGUCAGUGAGAUGUCUCUCUGUGAGCACAAAGGCUUAUCAAAUGACACUAAAAAUAAGUUCAACAACCAUCACGUUGGAAGGGAGAAGGCGAACAUUUCAUGUUCGGCGGGCAUGCGAGUGCACAAGAUGGAAAGAGCGAUUUGGAGCAACCCAGUUUAAUUACCCCCAUUGUGCUCUUCAUGGAAAUUUCAAAGGACGGGAGUGACUCUGUGGGUUGGUAUCCAGAUUUGUGGCGCUGCUCCAAGAAGCCCGACUCACACAUGCAACUAUAUAUGUACAUGUAUAUCUUCUAGCUUGAAUCCUUUGCUCAAGUUUAUUUAUGUCACUGGCUGGCUGGAUCCAACGUCAUGUGUCUACAUAUUCAUAAAUAAAAUUUUACCUGCGCCUCUGCUACCAUUUUCUUUAAGCCUACAUAAACUCAAGCCUUGUUUGGUUGAAUAUAUCAUUGUCCUGGUUAGUUUUGGGGACAGAAUUAUAUUGCGUCCCCAAAUGUCCCCUGUGUUCACAAGUGAUACUAUUGGCAGUAAUUAUCCAUGUGUGCAAGUGUGACUUGGAAGCCCAUUGAGUUCUUGUAGACCUUUCUUCUACAUUUGCAUCUGGGACAGGACCUAUCCCUAUUUUCUUUAAAUUGGCACUUCGUUUCUGAUCAGUGCACAUUCCUAAAUGGCAUUUAUGAGUAUCAAGGAUGCCUAGAAGCUAAAGCUUUUGCUUUGACAGUGACUUUGAAUUUAUCUAAUAUUGUAUGGCAUUUGAUGACACUUGCAUGUUGCUACAUGAGCACUGUAAGUAGACCUCUACCUUUAAAUGGCAAAGUAGUUUUCGGUGGAUUGCCGUGCAUAUGAAUUUGCAGUUCUAAUACCACUAUGAAGAAUUCUGCAUGAUGACAGAGAGGCAUUGGUCUACAUGUACUCUAAAAAAGUACCGUUCAUAAUGUUUAAAGACAGAUGAAUUUCAUUGCACUGAAAGAUAUGAGUCAGCUUUAUGUUACUACUUUCUCUGAUCAGGCUAAGUAGCAAAUGAGAGGACUUUUUUUUAAUGAGUACUGUUUUCUCACUACAUUGAAAACCUCUAGACCAGUGGUUCUCAACCUUGGCUGAACAUUAGAAUCACCUGGGAAUCUUUUUAAAAUCCUGAUUUCUGGGCCUCAUCCAGGUGAUUCUAAUGUGCAGCCAAGGUUGAGAACCACUGCUCUAAACCUUUCAACCAGGAAAAUAAAAGGGUCAUAGAAAGUCAUUUCCAUAAGUUUAAUAACAUUUUACAUUUUAUGUAGAGAAAAAGUUCCUGUUUAAUUUUUUUGGACUUAAGUUCAGUCAAGAUUUCUUUUCUGUGAAUAAAUGAGUAAGUCUUUAGCCAUAAUCCAUUUGUGUUGCAUAAGGUUU
Myotis davidii is the source of this 4279-nucleotide messenger RNA. RefSeq names its product anthrax toxin receptor 2 (gene ANTXR2). Gene Ontology annotation, cellular component: membrane. NCBI's taxonomy places the organism in Eukaryota, Metazoa, Chordata, Mammalia, Chiroptera, Vespertilionidae. The record is from RefSeq and is a predicted model, not a curated record. Gene Ontology annotation, molecular function: signaling receptor activity. The coding region runs from base 141 to 1418 and encodes 425 amino acids. The transcript has 17 exons.